Molecule: messenger RNA, 1744 nt
Organism: Effrenium voratum
Lineage: Eukaryota; Dinophyceae; Suessiales; Symbiodiniaceae
Source: the annotation of a GenBank genome assembly
UCAUACGGCCAAUUUGCGCUGUGAUCGCCUGGGGUAUGGCCAAGUGAGCUCGCAUGCAACUGGAGAAGCGCAUGAGCGCGAAAGUGGGAGGGAAAAAAAGAAACCGAAUGGAGAGGCAGGUGUUUCGUUUUGCCAAACCUCCGGGAGCUUUGGCUUCGCGACGUCAUGCCUUUAGUGACCUCGAAGCCACUAGGCUCAGAGGUCUCGAGGGUUUGGUGCGCAGAUCCGACGCUUGGCGCCCGACGCAUCGGGAGAUACCUCCUCAUGAAGCGCAAGCACGAAGAGUCGGCUUACCUCUUGACCCUCCGCCGGAGGGCAGGUGAGCUGGUGGCCCGCGCUGGCCUGGAGAACGGGGAGGUGAAGCUGGCGUACAAGAAGUUGGUGGCCGAGUUUCUGCACGCAGGAGGUCCGGCAGACGACCUCAUCGUGAAGAUCGGCGCCCAGUUUUUUGGAUGCCCCUUGGGGAAAUCCAGAGGACCCGUGGGAGACAGCCCUCUGCCAGGCUCCAAGCUCUUGGACUUUGACUAUUUGGAGAAGUUCAUGGUGGAUUGCUUCAUGGCGUCCGGGUGUCCAGAAAAGGAGUCCAAGAUCUCGGCCAAUGUCUUGAUCGAAGCAGACAAGCGAGGGAUCGACAGCCACGGCAUCGGGCGGCUCAAGUCCAUUUACUUGGACCGCAUCAAGAACGGCAUUCUGAAGCCUUAUGCUCCGAUCGACAUCAUCAAGGAAACAGAAACCACAGCUUUGGUCGAUGGGAACAUGGGCAUGGGCUUGUACGUGGGUCCCUUUUGCAUGGACUUGGCCAUUGCCAAGGCGAAGAAGUUCGGACUGGGCUUCGUAGCAUGCCGGAACUCCACGCAUUACGGGAUCGCCGGGUACUACGCCACCAUGGCAACUCAGAAGGGCUGCAUCGGGUUUUCUGGGACCAACGCACGGCCAUCGAUUGCGCCAACUUUCGGGGUGGAGCCCUGUCUUGGAACCAACCCGCUCUGCUUUGGCUUUCCCUCGGAUGAGCCCUUCCCCUUUGUGAUUGACUGCGCCACCUCCAUUUGCCAGCGCGGCAAGAUCGAGAAGUAUGCGAGGUUCGGCAAGUCCACGCCCAAGGGCAUGGUCAUUGACAGCAACGGCGAAGAGCGCACAGAUACGGAAGGCAUUCUGAAGGGCAUGGUGAAGGGUGAGUGCGCCCUAUGUCCUGUGGGAGGUGUGGGCGAUGAGCUGGGCGGCUACAAGGGCUACGGCUGGGCCGCGGUGGUGGAGCUGUUGAGCAUCGCCUUCCAGGAUGGCGACUUUGGCGCGGCCCUCUCGGGGGUGGACGCGAAAGGGAAGCCAGCCCCGAUGUCCCUGGGGCACUUCUUCUUUGCCAUCAACGUGGAAGCGCUUUGCGACCUCCAGGUCUUCAAGAAGAAGUCCGGGGACUUCUUGCGCUACCUGCGGAGCUCAGCCAAGGACCCCAACGGCCCCGGCCGGAUCUGGACGGCGGGCGAGCCGGAGCAUGACUUCCGCAAGCAGCGAGCGGCCGAAGGCGGCGUCAUGGUGCCCCCUGCGCUCCUCAAAGAUAUGCAGAACCUGCGGGAGGGGCUGCCAGGACUGAGAGACAAGUAUCUGAAAUUUUGCUUUGAGUAGACUUGCCUUGACACUUGCAUGGUGGGCCAAGACGGCCCUUCUCUUGGUUUUGAGAGCUGCAAAGGUGAUAGGGUGGCCUUUGCUAGCCGCACCGCUGGGGUCUUCAAUUGUUUCUUUCUUGCGA